Grosmannia clavigera kw1407 is the source of this 3276-nucleotide messenger RNA. Its product is annotated as nb-arc and ankyrin domain containing protein. Lineage: Eukaryota; Fungi; Ascomycota; Sordariomycetes; Ophiostomatales; Ophiostomataceae. The coding region runs from base 1 to 3276 and encodes 1091 amino acids. Gene Ontology annotation, biological process: RNA processing. Gene Ontology annotation, molecular function: RNA nuclease activity; RNA binding; protein binding. The record is from RefSeq and is a predicted model, not a curated record. The transcript has 3 exons.
AUGUGGUGUAUCAAGAUCUUGCGAAAAAAGCGCGGCACAGGUCCAGAACUCCCUUUCCCCGAUGGCGUGAAGGUUCUUCAUGACUGCCCCGACGCCGCGGUUGACAUUUGCUUUGUCCACGGCCUGACCGGUAAUCGAGAAAGCACCUGGACCGCCAAAGGUCAGACCAAGCCUUGGCCAAAAACCCUCCUCCCACAAACGCUUAGCGAUGCCCGCAUAUUGACGUACGGCUACGAUGCGUACGUGGUUCGAGCGGGAGUUGCGGGGUCGAAUCGGCUGAUCGAUCAUGCGAUAAACCUUCUGCACGACUUGGUUGCAGAACGGGCCAGUUGCGGUGCAUCAAGUCGCCCUCUCAUCUUUGUCGCCCACAGCCUGGGCGGCCUUGUCUGCAAGUUGGCCAUCCUUCGCUCGCGAAACAAUGCCGAAGAUCACCUUCAUGGAGUCUUCGACUGUGUCAAAGGUGUUGUAUUUAUGGGAACACCUCAUCGGGGCGCUUGGAUGGCCGAUUGGGCCAAGAUACCUGUUUCUGCUUUGGCUGUUGGGAAAACUGCAAACACGAAGCUCUUGGACAUUUUACAGAGAGACAACCAACUACUCGAGUCUAUACAAAGUGAUUUUGUCGGCAUGGUACGGGAGCUACAGCAAAGCGGCAGGAGAUUUGAGGUUGUAUGCUUUUUCGAAGAAAUACCUCUGCCCGUUUUCGGUAAAGUCGUGUCUAAGGAUUCGGCUACUUUUGAUGGCUAUGACCCGAUUACCAUCCACGCCAACCAUAUGGACAUGGUUCGGUUUGCCUCGGCGGAAGAGAAUGGCUUCAAGAGAUUGAAUGGAGAGUUGACAAGAUGGAAAGGGCAGAUUGAUUCGUCCAAGCCAGCACCACAGCUGUCGGAAAUCGAAUCUCGCUGCCUAAAGUCACUAGCGUUUCCAGCGAUGCAUGAUCGCUCCAAUGACAUUGACCGCGCUGCCGGUGGAACUUGCGAGUGGCUGCUUCAGCAUGAGCAGUACACAAGCUGGGCGUCUCGCGACCAGGGCUUGAUGUGGAUCAAGGGAAAGCCGGGCUCUGGGAAGUCGACUCUGCUCAAACAUGCUCUUGGCAAUCAACGAAUUCUUUCUAGCGCCAAGAAAGACGAUCUGGUGCUGUCUUUCUUCUUCCACGAUCGUGGUGACAGCCUCCAAAGGACUCCCCUCGGCUUUUCCCGAUCUCUCAUCCACCAGGUCCUCAGCCAGUCUCCCGUUGCCCUUUCAGAUUUAAUCAAAACAUUCAAGAGAAAAUGCGUGGAGAUAGGCGAGCCUGGCAACAAGUGGGAUUGGCAUCAAGGAGAACUGCAGCGCUGUUUUGAGUCGUCUAUUUCAGCUGUUCUGAAGGAACGCUCGGUUUGGCUAUUUGUCGAUGCCUUGGAUGAAUGCGGCAGAGACAGCGCGGUCGAGCUCUUCCAGUGGUUCAAAUCAUUGCUUCAGACCCUUCCUCAAACGCUGCGUUUUCACAUCUGCGUUACCUGCCGCCACUACCCGAUCAUAGGCCAGACUUGCGACUUUGAGAUAUGCCCAGAGAAGGAAAACCACAAGGACAUUUCCUUGUAUGUGCGAACCCAGCUGUCUGGGGCGCGUGAGUUGGCCGAAUCGUCGAUUCCGUCCCUGCUCACCAACGCGGCCUCCGGCGUGUUCAUGUGGGCCCGUCUUGUUGUAAAGCAAAUCCUGGACCUUGACAAUGAGGGGAAGGGACUAGAGGAGAUCAAGCAACGGAUCAGCGACAUCCCUCCGGAACUAGGUGCUUUAUACCGCAAGCUCGUCGAAGACAUGCAAGAGAAGCAGGCUUCACUAAAGCUGAUCCAAUGGGUCCUCUUUGCGACGAGGCCGCUGAAAUUGAAGGAGUUACGAUGGGCUAUGGCAAUCGAACCUGGUAGUCCACAACGAUCACUGGAAGAAUACCAAAAGAGCAAAGAGUUCGUCACUAGCAGCGACAGAAUGAAACGGCGAUUAGAAGCGCUAAGCUGUGGGCUUGUUGAGGCUAUUGCGUCAUUUGGCAAUGAUGAAGACGAAUAUGACUCAGAUGACUCAGACUGUUUUAUCUCAGGCGCAAACUCGCCACUUGACGUCCAAAACGUCCAGUUUAUCCACCAGUCCGUCAAAGACUUCUUCAUGGACAAUGGCCUAUUAGCCCUAGACGACAGCUCGGCAUCGUAUAAGGCAGCAACCGGAAAGUCGCACUAUCAGUUAUCUCGGACCUGCUUACGCUAUUUGAUGACAGAGGAGAUCGAACAAUCAAAGGGCUUUAAGAAAGACGUGUUGAUCGCCGACUUUCCUCUGCUGAAGUAUGCCAUUAAAUCAUGGCUGGUGCACACAAAGAGAAGCGAAGAUCAAGGUGUUCCUCAAGAUGAUCUUCUGGAAUUGACUGCUUGGCCAUCAAACAGUUUCACGGCGUUAUGGAGGCUAUUAGACGGCAAGCUAGAAUUCGGAAAUUAUUAUGCAACAGAAGGUACAGGUGCGACUACUCUCGUACACGUUGCAGCGAUAUACGAUAUAACAGGACUUUUGUCUUCCAUUCUGCAAAAAACCAACCAGUCCACUCUCGUCGAUUCAAAGGACAAUAAUAGCCGGACGCCACUGUUGUGGGCCGCUUGGGGAGGGCACGAGGCUGUAGUAAGGCUACUACUUGCUACUGGCCAAGUUAACACGAAUUCGAAGGAUGAUAGUGGCCGGACGCCACUGUCGAGGGCCGCUUGGGGAGGGCACGAGGCCGUAGUAAGGCUACUACUUGCUACUGGCCAAGUCGACACGGAUUCGAAGGAUGAUAGUAGCUGGACGCCACUGUUAAGGGCUGCCAUUAAAGGGCACAAGGCCGUAGUAAGGCUACUACUUGCUACUGGCCAAGUUGACACGAAUUCGAAGGAUAAAGAGGGCCGGACGCCACUGUUGUGGGCUGCCGAGGAAGGGCAUGAGGCUGUAGUAAGGCUACUACUUGCUACUGGCCAAGUCAACACGGAUUCGAAGGAUAAUAAUGGCCGGACGCCACUGUUGAGGGCCGCUUGGGGAGGGCACGAGGCCAUAGUAAGGCUACUACUUGCUACUGGCCAAGUUGACACGAAUUCAAAGGAUGAUAGUGGCCAGACGCCACUGUCGAGGGCCGCCGGGGAAGGGCACGAGGCCGUAGUAAGGCUACUACUUGCUACUGGCCAAGUCGACACGGAUUCGAAGGAUAAUAAUGGCCGGACGCCACUGUCGUGGGCCGCCAGAAGAGGGCACAAUCGGAUUGUAGAGAUAUUAUCUAAGAUGGCUUAA